Caenorhabditis bovis is the source of this 903-nucleotide messenger RNA. The record is from the annotation of a GenBank genome assembly. Lineage: Eukaryota; Metazoa; Nematoda; Chromadorea; Rhabditida; Rhabditidae.
AUGAAAGCCAUAUUGGGCGUAUGGCUUCUACUCGCCGCUUCGAUUGUUGCGGUUUUCCUCGCGAUUUUCUCGAUUUUUGACGAUAUUGCUCAAUUUUCCGAGCGGGCGAGACUCGAUUUGCAGCAUUUUGAAAAAUAUUCGAAUGAAGCUUGGAAGCUGCUUGCGAAUCGUACACGCGCCAAGCGAGCUGUCUACCGUAUCCGUCUGCCGAAGUACGCGCCAGUCCCACAAUACUACAGCCAUCAACCGGUUGGCUAUCUGGUUCCAGAGGUCGCCGGGGCGCCUGUCGAGUGUCCUCGUGGAGCUCCAGGCCGACAGGGCCAUCCGGGCUCCGACGGACUUGAUGGUGACAAUGGGCUGCCGGGAAGUCCGGGAGCACCGGGCGUCAGCCUCGUGGUCCGUCUCCCUAACAACGGCUGCAUAAGGUGUCCAAUGGGUCCGAUUGGUGUGCCGGGACCCGAGGGACCUUCGGGAUACCCCGGCGAUGACGGGCUUCCGGGACAGAGCGGCCGACGGGGACUUGAUGGUCCGCCGGGUCCAACAGGACCAGCGGGAGAUGUGGGAACCUCUGGCGAACAGGGAGCCACCGGACCUCCCGGCCAUCCAGGACGAGACGGAACUCGCUAUUCAAACGCACAGGGUCUCAAGGGUAGUCCAGGGCAUCCGGGACCAGCUGGACGUCCAGGAGAGGAUGGCGGGUAUGCUAGCGCAGGAGAACCUGGACCACCAGGUCCGCAAGGAAAACCUGGAAACAAAGGACAUCCGGGAAUGGAUGGACGACCAGGAAGACCUGGAGGUCCUGGCGAACCCGGAAAAGACGAUGGCUACUGUCCGUGUCCAGAACGGGAAAAAGUGUCCAGCAAGCACACCCCGUACAGACGGCGCAAAAUUCGCGUCAAUUAA